CUCAAUUUUUACCAAUUUCUAGAAAUGGAAAAUAUUUAUGCGAACGAUUUCAACAUCUCUCCUCCACAGAAUGAAACUUCUUUAGACGUAAAUCGGUUUUUAAAAGAAUUUGAAUUUGCUGUGAAAAGCUCACAGCUUCAAAAUGAAGUUGACAUGAUACAUCGAAUCCAAGUUAUUCAAAAUGUUGCUAAUCAAUUAAGACGAGCAGAAGAGGCUGCUGAAGAUCAACCACCGCGAUGGUUUCAGAAUUGGCUGACCGAUGAGAAUGCAUUCCCUUCAAGAAUGGAAACGAAAUUCGACAGAAUGGAAACGAGAUUUGACAGAAUGGAAACGAGAUUCGACAGAAUGGAAACGAGAUUCAACGGAAUGGAAACGAGAUUCAACGGAAUGGAUAUGAGAAAUAGAAAAACGGAAAAUAUCCAGUUAAGAUCAAUGGGAUUUCCUAUUAAUAUCGUUCCUUUUCUAAAUGGGACUCAGCCAGAUGAUGAUUUGCCAGAAAUUCGAUCUGUUGAAGACAUUGAUGGCUUAACAAGGGACCAAUGCGCUCGCUACUUAGAUGGGUACGGAAUCCGCUUUAAUUUCGAUGAGUCGAUUAAAAUGAAAGAAAGACUUCGUGAUGUCGUUGGUUUAAUCAGCGUCUACGAUCUUAGUCAUCACUUCUCUGGGUUCAAUUAACAAUAUAUUAUGUGGUUAUUUAGAUGAUUCAACAAAAUCAACAGGUUCUUUCAGCAAAUAAAAUAUUAUUUACCAAACGUCAA
Schizosaccharomyces cryophilus OY26 is the source of this 758-nucleotide messenger RNA. RefSeq lists its product as uncharacterized. The record is from RefSeq and is a predicted model, not a curated record. NCBI's taxonomy places the organism in Eukaryota, Fungi, Ascomycota, Schizosaccharomycetes, Schizosaccharomycetales, Schizosaccharomycetaceae. The coding region runs from base 25 to 675 and encodes 216 amino acids. The transcript has a single exon.